Arvicanthis niloticus (Nile rat) is the source of this 4317-nucleotide messenger RNA. RefSeq names its product pantothenate kinase 2 (gene Pank2). Lineage: Eukaryota; Metazoa; Chordata; Mammalia; Rodentia; Muridae. Gene Ontology annotation, molecular function: pantothenate kinase activity; ATP binding. The record is from RefSeq and is a predicted model, not a curated record. Gene Ontology annotation, cellular component: cytosol; nucleus. Gene Ontology annotation, biological process: coenzyme A biosynthetic process.
GUUCGCGCGCCAGCGGUGCCCCGGCGUGGGCUCCCCGCCACUUCCUCCCUGUCCCUUGGGGCGUUCUUCUCCUGAGACUCUUUUUUACUUGAGAAAGCGUUUUCUCUCCCAAGACCCUUUGAAUCCCCCUUCGCGCUCACAAAUUAAGCCUUUUAUAGUGGCGAUUUGGAGCUUACGAGAAAAUGCUCCUGAAGCGCAGCAGGCCCAAAAUUCGACUCUGGGCUCGUUUUUCCGUGGUUUGGCUUGGAUAUUGGAGGAACCCUGGUCAAGCUGGUUUAUUUUGAGCCUAAAGACAUCACUGCUGAAGAAGAAAAGGAGGAAGUGGAGAGUCUGAAAAGCAUUCGGAAGUACCUGACCUCCAAUGUGGCUUAUGGAUCCACAGGGAUUCGGGACGUGCACCUUGAGCUGAAGGACCUGACUCUGUGUGGACGCAAAGGCAAUCUGCACUUUAUACGCUUUCCCACUCAUGACAUGCCUGCUUUUAUUCAAAUGGGCAGAGAUAAAAACUUCUCAAGUCUCCACACUGUCUUUUGUGCCACUGGAGGUGGAUCAUACAAAUUUGAGCAGGAUUUUCUCACAAUAGGUGACCUUCAGCUUCGAAAACUGGAUGAACUAGAUUGCUUAAUAAAAGGAAUUUUAUACAUUGACUCAGUUGGAUUCAAUGGACGGUCACAGUGCUAUUAUUUUGAAAACCCUGCUGAUUCUGAAAAAUGUCAGAAGUUACCAUUUGAUUUGAAAAAUCCAUACCCUCUGCUUCUGGUCAACAUCGGCUCAGGGGUUAGCAUCUUAGCAGUGUAUUCCAAAGAUAAUUAUAAGAGGGUCACAGGCACCAGUCUUGGAGGAGGAACUUUCUUUGGUCUCUGCUGUCUUCUUACUGGCUGUAGUACUUUUGAAGAAGCUCUUGAGAUGGCGUCUCGUGGAGAUAGCACCAAAGUGGACAAAUUAGUUCGAGACAUCUAUGGAGGCGACUAUGAGAGGUUUGGCUUGCCAGGCUGGGCUGUGGCUUCAAGUUUUGGAAACAUGAUGAGCAAGGAGAAGAGAGAGGCUGCCAGUAAGGAGGACCUUGCCAGAGCAACUUUGAUCACCAUCACCAACAACAUUGGCUCCAUAGCAAGAAUGUGUGCUCUUAAUGAAAACAUUAACCAGGUCGUAUUUGUCGGCAAUUUCCUGAGAGUCAACACGAUCGCCAUGCGGCUUCUGGCAUAUGCUCUGGAUUACUGGUCCAAGGGGCAGCUGAAAGCACUGUUUUCAGAGCACGAGGGUUAUUUUGGAGCUGUUGGCGCACUCCUUGAGCUGUUGAAGAUACCCUGACUUACCUAGAGGACUUCCUGAAACCUGCCACAGGGACAUCUGUGCAUUUUUUUUUUAAGAGACUCAAGUUUUAUGAUCGUGUACUACUCAAAUCAGAGCAAGAAACAAAUGUAUUUUUCUAAGACAUCAAGAUAAAUUCUUUUGUCUAACUUAGCAUUCAGUAAGGAUCCACCUAAGCCCCCAAUCUAGGCAGUGUGAAGAUUUUGUUUAUACAGUGUUCUUUGGGCAUCAUUAUUAACCCCUGAGGUGCUUUGGAAUCCCAGCAUCACCCACUGGGUAUGCAUGGAGCUUUCUGGACUCCUGACAGCAACUGACUGCUUGUCCUGUUGAAAUAUAUGUGAGAGUCUAACCAGUUUCAUCAGUAUCCCUUGGAGGUCAUCUUCCUUUGUGCACUGGGUCAUGUUUAGCCUAUGAUAACAUACUGAAAGUAGGUUAUUUCAAGCUUCUGAAAACUUGGCAGGUUUGUUCUGCACCUGAUGAAGAGAUGGCCUGCAUUGUAGCUGAAGGCAAGGGUGGGCCUCUCCACAGUAGCCUUGGAGCUUGAAUGGAAACCUCAAGCUCUGUUUGAGGAUGUUUCUGCUAUUCAGCUGUGGGUUCUGGUGCCGGCUCUGGGGCAACAGAAGGCGCUUGUUGGUUUGGACCAUAAGAACUCAGGGUUGGAUUUGGCUGGCUAGCCUGCUUGAUGGUUCCCAAUUCCCACAGGGAUAUAGCUGCCUUUUAUUAUAUACUUUGGCCCAUUAGGACUCAGGGUUCCAUUGUGCUUGGGUCUCACACAGCACAGUACACAGGAUGUUGAAGGGAUGCUAGUCCUUCCCUCCUACCCUGCUUUGCCUCCUGAGAGAGAUCCUCAAAACUGUCUCUCCAACUACCAUUUGUACCAGAAAGUUUCUCCAUCUGUGGAAGAGCUGUGUCCUCCCUCCCAUCCCUCAGGUGACUCCUAUGAACUGGUCUGGGGAAUGGCUUGCUAAGCAACUGAGCUGUGUUGUGUACACUUGGGCUAUUUAACAGUUGUGACCAGUGCUUUGUGUUUGUGGUUCUGUCUACAUUGAAGCUCCCACAGUGUUAGAAGAGCAAGCCUCAUAACGGGAUCACAACAGGAUGCAUGGUACUGUUCUGCACCCACCCAUCAUUGUCUAUUUCUUCUUUCCUCAGUGUGUGCUCAGCCCAGUGUCAUUCCAGGAAUGGGUUCUAUUUCUUUUAAAUAGUUGUGAAGGCUAACCUCAAACUCAACUAUAAUACUGUAUAGCUGAGGCUGGCCUUUGAACUGCUGAUCCAGUUGCCUUCACCUCUAAAGUGCUGGGAUUAUAGGCGUGUGCCACUAGUAAACUCUGUAAAUACAAAGGGUUGUUUCAGAGCCUCAUCUUAGCCAGUUCUCACCUGCUUCUCCUGCUUCCCUGGCUGCUGUCUCACUCUGGCAGUUACACUCUAAAGCUCAACCGUGAGUCUCUCCUAGCUGUCUUCCUGUUGGUUCCAGCACUAUUUGCAGAAAUAUAUACAUUGCACCUCACAGCCACUUCUGAACCAGGAGUUACUUCUAGUGUCUGUUGCAACCAUCUUGUCUUUUCUCAGCUGUCCAAUCCAGGUCUUGUUUGAUAGCCUAAAGCUUCACUUCACUCCUCCCAUGCAGAAAGGAAGGUUUGUGGCCCUGGAGCACAAAGUAACUUGCACUUAGAUGGGGGAAGGAUAGCCAGUGUAAAGAAGAAAUACUUUGUGGGCCUCAGUGGCUGGGUGUAGUUUGGUUUUAGAAUGCCUGGUUUUGAGAACUCCCAAAGCACGGGGUCAUUUGGGAUCAGAGACAAAGGGUGUAGUUAUUUGUGGGAGGAUUUAGUAAACCCCAGAGCAUAAGAAAACAAGACAGAUGGGCAGUGAAGGAACUGUUACAGGGAAAGCCAUGGGGGGGGGGAGGGGGGUUAUAGCAAUCUGGGAGUCCAAGAGCAAACUGUUACAAAGAGUACUAGACAGAUGGGUUACAAGGUUGCUCAGAGGUUAUGUGUGCUUUGGUGAAGCCAUAGGCUGAAGCAGUUCAGAGCUGCUCACCACCUGAGGUUAGGGUUAGGGCAUGUUCUGGGAGUGUUGCAGACUGUCAAAAGACAAAAACUAUAUACAUCAAGCCACUACAAAUGCUGGUGGUCACAAAUGGUGGUCUGCAGCUUGUUGUCUCAGAGGCCUGACUCCUUCUCCCCCAUCAGCAUGGCACACCAUACCCAUCAGGCCCACUAGUGCAAAAGUUGACAGGUACAUAAUACAAAGUAUUUCAAAAUCUGCUCUUUAUUUACACGUGUUUGGGUCCAUUACAUGCAUGUGUUUUAUUUUUAAACAAGUGAUUAGCAAAAAAUGCAUUAAACUUUUAAAAUAGCAAUUAAAUAUACAAAAAUAUAGCUUACAAAAACCAAUAUUUAAAAAUAUUCUGCUGCAGAAUUCUUAGUGUACAAACACGUCUAUGAAACCUGAGGCUCAGCAUUUCAUAAACCUUUUUUGAGGGAGUUCUAUCUAGUAAAUAAGCCCCAUAGGGCUAAACUGCAAGACAAAGGGCCACUCCUCCACAUUCCUAGACGCAACUUGUCAGCAGACCUAGAGGCAAUGGCUCCAAGCUGUCACAGGAAGAUGGCCUGCUUCACCACAGUCUGGAAGGAGAGGCAUGGAUGGCGCUGAGGUUUCAGCCACACAAGUCCCUUAACACUAGUGAGGUCAUGAUCUGAGCUACAGGGUGUCUUUGAAACAGCAGGGGUAGCUUUCCCUGAUCCUGUGAACAAAGGAACUAAGAAUUUAGAUACAUGCUGAUCUAACUGGAAUAAAAGCAUCUUGAAAUAAUUUGGGUUCUAAAGCUGAAUCUGAAAACAGUGACAGGUAAUUCAUUCAACUCACUUAGUGAACUCAGUCCUGUUAAUCUUAUUUUUAAAACCUUUACCUGGCAUUUUAGGUCCCUACCUCUAACAUUAAGUUAAAUACUUUGAUGGUCCCAUUUUAAGCAAUUUUUAAAAAAAUAAAAAUAUAUUUUUAUGUGUA